Molecule: messenger RNA, 1761 nt
Organism: Rotaria sp. Silwood2
Lineage: Eukaryota; Metazoa; Rotifera; Eurotatoria; Philodinida; Philodinidae
Source: the annotation of a GenBank genome assembly
AUGAACAUUCCAAUGUUUAAAUUUAUCAAUAAAUUGGCUUUAAUAACACUAUGUAUUAUUGGUCUUAUAGAAUUGGGAUUAGCUUUGUGGACAGUAGUAGAAAAUCAUUAUAAAGUUUUAGCAUAUAAUCUUGCUGAUGUUGGUUUUAUUGAUUUAUGGAUAUUACGAUAUUUAUCGAUGUGUUUAUUUGCUUCAUCAAUCAUUACAUUAGUCAUGUGUCUUAUUUUAACAUGGGGUUUAUAUUCAACACAUGUAUUUAUAUUUAUUUCAUCAGCAAUGAUUACAUUAGUUGUUAUUGCAGAAUUUACAAUAUCAAUAAUAACAUUUACAAAUAAAUUUCAAAUGAGAUUAACACUUCAAGAACAAUUACCAAAAUUAGUAAUUACUUAUCGACAAGGUAAUGAUGAACGUGCUAGUCGAGCAUUAGAUAUUCUUCAAUCAACAUUUCGUUGUUGUGGAGCUGAUGGACGUUUAUCAUAUCAAAAUAAUGUUCCAUUAAGUUGUAACAUGUAUAAUGUUGGAUGUCUUACACGUACAAUGUUUUUUCUUGAUUCUUCUAUGAAUGUAUUAGCUUGGAUAUUAUUAUUGUUUAGUUUAAUUAAAUUACUUAUUGUUAUCUAUUUUUAUUCAUUUCUUUGUAUAUAUCAACAACAUAGACAAAAACAUCCAAAAAACAAUUCUAAUUUAAUAAAUGGAUCUCCUCAUUGGCGUCAUUCAUCAAGUUUUGAAUCAUCAUCAACAGAUAAUCUACCAAAGAAAAUACUUCUAUCAUCUGCAAUGACGAAUCAGGAUAAAAUAACUAAUCAUGAAAAUGAAUAUAUUGAAAAACGACAUAUUGUACUUAAUGAAUAUGAUUCGCAAUCAUCAAAUAGACGAGUACAAGAUGCUGCUAUGAUUCUACCACCACCACCACCGCCGCCACCACCAUCACUAUCAAUAAACAAUAAUAUUUCGGCGCCAUCUUAUGAACCACAAGUAUCAAGAAAAUUAUCAGCUAUAUCAGAAAAAAGUGAAAAAACUGAAACUGAUGAUAGUGAACCUGAUCUUUUACGUACUAAACAAUAUAAUCAAAAACGAAAAGCAAUUAUAACUGCUGCUGUUAAUCAAAAACAGAAACAACCACGACCACCAUUACCAAAGAAAUUACCAAUGAUUAAAAAUCGAAACAAAAUAGGACGAGAUGAUGACAAUGAUAAUGAUUCAGAACAUUCAUCAUCAGAAAAAUCAUUCGAAGAUCAAAACACAAACAAACAACAUUCCGAUACUCUACCAUCAAUUGAUACGAAUACAAAAUCAAAAAUAACAACAAAGAAAUCAAAUGGCAAACCACCACCAAUAUUAAGUUUUUCUAAUGUUUUUAUAACAUCUGUUUCACAAGGUGAUAUAACAAAACAAUCACAAAAUGAGAAUAUUAAAAAACCUUUAACAACAUCUCCAUCAACAUCUUCAUCAUUAUCUGAUCAUUUAUUAACGGAUGUAGCUACACCAAAACCAAUAUUAAAAAAAUCUAAUCAACAAUCAUCACCAUCAAGUAAUCCAGAUCGUAUUCCACCAAGUUAUAAUGAUCAAAAAAAAUUGUCAUCUAUUAUUAAUCCAAAAUCUUAUGUUAAAUUAACAGAACCACAUUUUAAUUCUAAUUCAAUCAAAACUUAUAUACCUUGUAAGACAAAAACUUCUUUAUUACACAAUAUACCAAAACCAGCUCCACGUCCAAGUUUAAAACAAUCGUCAAUGGGUAAACAAGAUGAAAGUCUUGUUUAA